Messenger RNA from Aspergillus heteromorphus CBS 117.55, 1511 nucleotides. Its product is annotated as putative proline utilization protein PrnX. The record is from RefSeq and is a predicted model, not a curated record. Bases 223 to 1269 code for a protein of 348 amino acids. Lineage: Eukaryota; Fungi; Ascomycota; Eurotiomycetes; Eurotiales; Aspergillaceae. Gene Ontology annotation, cellular component: cytoplasm. The transcript has a single exon.
CCUCAAUCCAUCUCCCUCUACUGCUGACUUUCGAUCGGUCUCGUUGUCAUCCAUCAGCAGUUCCUCCGACAUAGCUCCCGUAUCCGCUAGUCUCGGGGCAGUCUGCCCUUGAUUGGAUAAAGCGCCAGGGACAGCCUUCCCCUCCGCCAUUCUUGCUUUACCCGUCCAUGGCUCCCCGUCGUCUACACUUCCACGCCUGAAACCCAAUCAUCCAUAUCCACCAUGCUUCUUCUCCCUGAGCCCGCAGUUGCGCGCAUCCUCCGCCAGCUGACCCCGAAACAAUGCCAUGGCUUCCUCGACGCCAUGUGCCAGUCGUUGACGGCCGCCUCGUCCCAGACCACCUCCCCCGCAGCCGACCGACUCAUCCACCAGCCUCUCCGCAGCACCAUCACAACCAAGGAGCAGAACCUCUCGCUGUUCAUGCCCGUCUCCAACACCACCAGCACCGGAAUCAAGAUCGUCACCGCCUCCCAAGCAAAUGGCAUCAUCGGAGUCAUCAACAUCUUCUCCCCGGAGGGUAAACUACAGGGUCUCCUCAGCGCCGCGGAAAUCACGGCCUUCCGCACCGCCCUGGCCAUCAUGUCGCUCUUCGUGCGCUGCACCACCCUUAAGAAAGAGCACAUCGUGAUCUUCGGCUCCGGACGCCAGGCGGAAUGGCAUGCGCGACUCGCCCUCCGCCUCGUCCCGGAACAGAUCAAGCGCAUCACCUUCAUCAACCGCGGUCGCCGGCGCCUCACAGAGCUCGAGAAAAACGUGGUUAUCGAUCUACGCUCCGCCCAUCCUGCCGUCGCAAUGACCAUUCUGGCGAAAGAGGAUACCCCCGACUAUAAGGAACAGCUCCGCGCGGAACUGGCUUCCAGCGAUGUCAUUUUCAGCUGCACGCCCGCCACAGAGCCCAACUUCCCCUUCACUUACCUUCAACCUUUCAAGCCAAGGUUCCUCUCGCUGAUCGGGUCGUACAAGCCGCACAUGCGGGAAAUUGAUACCGAGACACUGCUCUCGGGCGGAGGCAAGAUCUACGUAGACUCCAAGGAGGCGUGUUUGGAGGAAUCCGGAGAGUUGAUCCUGGCGGAGGUGAAGGAAGAUCAGUUGGUGGAGAUUGGGGAAUUGUAUGGGCAGCGUGACAAGUCACAGCCAUUGGAGGUGCCGGAUGGGUGUAAUGUGGUGUUCAAGUGCGUGGGGAUGGGGAUUAUGGAUCUGGUGAUCGGGAAUCAAUUGUUGGAGGUUGGUCGGGAAGAGGGAGUGGGCAUGGAAGUGGAGGGGUUUUAGACUGUAAAGUUGCGGUGAUAUAUAUACUAGUAAGUAUAUAUAUAUCGGGGGUUGCGCGGAUCGAUCAGAGCGGCGAACACGGAGGAUGGAUCACAAUAGUAAUCCAGCAGUGUCGCAUUCACCUGGAGGGACUUGUCUGUCAAUAGACAACAAAUUGACUAACAGGUUCCGUCUGGAUAGUUGCUGCCUGCGAUUGGACUGUGUAGUAGGGUAGCACAGGGGGUAACGGUACGGAAGUGUAU